This is a messenger RNA of Theobroma cacao (cacao), 1737 nucleotides long. RefSeq names its product cytochrome P450 CYP72A616-like. The record is from RefSeq and is a predicted model, not a curated record. NCBI's taxonomy places the organism in Eukaryota, Viridiplantae, Streptophyta, Magnoliopsida, Malvales, Malvaceae. Gene Ontology annotation, molecular function: oxidoreductase activity, acting on paired donors, with incorporation or reduction of molecular oxygen; iron ion binding; heme binding.
AUGGAUUGUUUUGUUUUAGUAACCUCUUCAUUGGUCUCUCUCCUCCUCCUCUAUGGGGUUGCAAGACUUUCCUACUCCAUUUGGUUGAAACCCAAAUGGCAGGAAAGGCUAUUAAAGCACCAGGGAAUCGGAGGCAGACCUUACACCUUGCUGGUUGGGGACAUGAAAGAGUUUGUGAAGCAGAUAACUGAAGCAUGGUCCAAGCCCAUUGAUUUAACCCACCAGAUUGUUCCACGUGUCGACCCCUUCACCCUUGAUAAUGUGCAGCAAUAUGGAAAGAUAUCAUUCUGUUGGGCGGGAACAAGGCCAAGGGUCAUCAUAAAGGAUCCAGAACUGGUAAAGGAGGUGCUGGCCAACAAGCAAGGUCACUUCCAAAAGCCACCACUAAGUCCUCUUAUUCUCAUUCUCUCAAGAGGACUCACAACUCUUGAGGGCGAGCAGUGGUCCAAAAGAAGAAGGAUGAUAAACCCUGUCUUUCACCUAGAGAAACUGAAGGGGAUGAUACCGGUGUUCGCAGUCAGUUGUGGACAGAUGAUAGAGCAGUGGAAGAAAAUGACUAGUUUGCAAUCAAGUUGUGAGAUUGAUGUCUGGCCUGAACUUCAAAAGCUUACUGCUGAUGCUAUUUCCCGAACAGCAUUUGGAAGCAGCUAUGAAGAAGGGAAGAAGAUCUUUGAACUUCAAAAAGAGCUAAUAACGUUGACUCUUGAAGCAAUGCAGUCAUUAUACAUUCCAGGUUUCAGAUUCAUUCCUACAAGAAAGAAUCAGAGGAGAAAGAAAUUGGACAAAGACAUCACAUCGAUUCUAAGAAAUGUAAUCCGAAGGAAAGAGCAUGGAAUGAGAACGGGACAAGCAAGGUCUGAUGACUUGCUAGGCAUGCUCUUGCAACAUAAUAACCAAUAUGCUCUACUAGAAAAUGCAAGUGGCGCAGGAGGGAUGGCAAUUGAAGACAUAGUAGAGGAAUGCAAACAGUUCUACCUUGCUGGCCAAGAAACGACUGCAAGCUGGCUAACAUGGGCAAUAACUGUCUUAGCUUUGCAUCCAGAGUGGCAAGAAACGGCAAGGGAGGAAGUUCUAAAAGUUUGCGGGAAGGAGCUUGAUUAUGAAGCUAUAAGUCACCUUAAGAUUGUAACAAUGAUUCUCUAUGAGGUCCUGAGGUUAUAUCCGCCUGUCAUAGCUCUAUACCAACAUACUAACAAAGACACCAAGAUUAAAGAAAUCUCUCUUCCAGCUGGAGUUGAUAUAACGCUGCCCAUACUGCUCCUUAAUCAUGAUCCUGAACUAUGGGGCGAUGAUGCCCAAGAAUUCAAACCAGAGAGAUUUUCUGAAGGAGUUUCGAAGGCAUCCAAAGAUCAACUGGCAUUCUUCCCGUUUGGCUGGGGCCCAAGGACCUGCAUUGGCCAAAAUUUUGCCAUGCUAGAAGCUAAGGUGGCUUUGGUUAUGAUUCUACAGCAUUUCUCAUUCAAGCUCUCACCCUCCUACUCUCAUGCCCCCUACACUGUUAUGACCCUUCAACCACAGCAUGGAGCACAUAUAAUCUUACACCAAAUCUAGAUGGCAAGCUAAGCCUGCAUGUGGAGUGUGGUGGAUUUGCAUCUCAAAAAUAAUGUGAAUUUGGAUGGGAGAAGAAUUGUCUGCUCUGUGUUUUGCAUUUCUGUAGGGGUGAUGUAAUAAAAUGACAUUAGCACAAUAGGAUUUGCUAAUUAUGCUAGUUAUUUCCCUUCUCUGGAUAACAGCCCU